AUGGCGAGCCAACCACAACGCGCUACGGUCCAGCGCUUAGGCUACGUGGGUAUAGACUUUGGAAGUACAGGAACCCGUGUGGUUGUUGCAGGUCGAGAGAUCAACCAGAGAAGCAACGAGAGAAUCAUUUCCGACUUUAAUUACCAAAUUCAGGACUCCCGGGCAGACGAUGGAAUAGACAAACGAUUCGAUGAAGGAGAGUACCCUUCAGUUGGGUGCGCUUACGACGGACAGAACGUCAUAGUCGGGUACGAUGCGGCCAACCAAACGGGCAAGAGAACCGUCAGCUUGAAGAGCAUGGUUUAUUUUCUGAGCGACAAUACCGACAACCAUCCGUUCACGGAGGCUCUCUGUGAUUACUACUCGUCGUUGCCAUCUUCGAAGGAGAAAGAAAAUUUCCGGGAUCACCUUGAGAGCAUGCUACUACAAUUCUUUACCAAAAUCAUUGAAGACAUCGUUAUCAAAGCUCAGGAAGAGAAAUUCGACGUCCGUUGCAUUACUCUCUGCAUACCGAAUACGUGGUCAUCUAGCGAGAGCAACAUCCAAAAAUAUUUGGGUCCCUUACUCGACAAGACAGUUUCUGGGAAGGACAUUGAGAUCACCUUCACCUUCGAGGCCGCAGCACGAGCACAAUACCUCUUGCGGCACCACCCCGGACAGCUAACAGGCCACAACUACUUGAUGGUUCUCGACUUCGGUGGCCACUCCAUGGGAGGCUUUUAUGGCGAGUUGAGAUGGAAACACGAUGGCCGUCCCUCGAUAUACUCUCCAUCCCAGAGUGACUUUGGUCUAAGAGGUGGUUAUGAAAUUUGGGAAAUCGAGAUUGGCAAAGCCAUCGACCAACAGAUGACAAAAGAUUGGAGAGCCAGAGAAAGAUUCCCUGACAAGCACAGGCGCACCAUCCGCGCGGCAUUCCUCGACGUGUUCUUCCGGGAGAAGGCACAACUGCCUCUUGACAAGCCCAAGCGCUUGAUCAUUAACCUCCAGAGCAUGCUCGGCGAAUCCGACAAGCACACCUUUGCCAUUGACAUCCCCGUCGAGGUGUUGAAUGCUGCGUGGGACACAGCAUACCGUCAAAUUCUCAACCUAGCAAAGAAGAAUAUCCAACUCGUUGCUAAGAGAGAAGACGUUGAAAAGGUCUUCAUCCUUCUCUCAGGCGGCAGUAUUGCCAACUCCAAGGCCAAAAAUGAGAUCAUGGAGUUCUGUAAUACCUUGGGUCGUCUGCGGUCGCACGGCAGUAUCAAGAACAAGAUCACGGUCAAGGCGAUGAAGGACAUACAGACGGCGGCUUGGAAAUGGACCCUUGCCCAAGGGGCUGCGAAGGCCCUAGCGAUGACAAUGAGCGUUCAGGAGUUCUUUGACAGAGGCGCUGCGUUAGGCAUUCAGACCAGCACAUUCAAAGGGAACUUCACGCAACAUACAUCUGGUCGUGCCAAGCAGCUCUUAUGGAAGGAAGCAGGCGUCGAGAAGCAUUUCACAGUACAGAUCCUACUAGGAGAGAGCGUUGUUAUCCGGCUCAUCGCAGACCCGGAUUUUGUCAACGCCGAAAACGGAUCGUGCAACUCAAGGGCGGUCCUCGCCCAGAAUGCCUACGAUAUCUGGCAAAUCCCCUUUGAGCAUGAGCCCACACCCGGAUCGGGGCUGCUUCAUCGUAUCCCGGAGGGGUACUACAAGAUCGAUGUGUCUGAGAUGAAAUAUGACGGGUGGGAUGCGGUGCUUAUUCUGCGCCUGCGCCCGGACAACUCGCCAGCAAAGCGAGCCGCCCGACGAGCGAAGAGCGGCACCCAGAACAGCGCUGCCCUGGAUGGGGAUACGGAACUGUACCUCGACGUCCCCUUGGUGUCCCACGGCGAGAACAAUAUCGUCGUGCUUGACCAAGACCGCAUCGAGGGCCGUUUCUGGAAGCCGAAAGCCCUUGCAAAGCCUCCAAGCCCAAGCAGCUCUGGAGAGCUCAGGAAGCGGCAAAGAGACCCCGAAGUGAAGGAGGAGGCUGACUCCGAGUUGGAUGAGGCAGGAGAAGGGUAUGAUGGCCGUCCGGUCAAGCGUUCUGCUACGGCGGAUACGUAG
Molecule: messenger RNA, 2067 nt
Organism: Diaporthe citri
Lineage: Eukaryota; Fungi; Ascomycota; Sordariomycetes; Diaporthales; Diaporthaceae
Exons: 4
Coding region: 1-2067 (688 amino acids)
Source: RefSeq, a predicted model, not a curated record